AUGUCGCGGCGGCGGAGUAAUGAACUUUUGGUUCUAGGCCACAACAAGCCAGUCCGGAUGGGGAACUACGCGGACUUCGUCCGAGAAGCAGUGGUGCUCUUUGUGGCAGUGGCCGAGGAAGAUGCCUGGGCUUGGGAUGUGCAGUGCAGUUUGGUGGCCAACGGUUGCGCCCAUGGCACUCAUGGCACUCAUGGCACUGCCGGCGCGAUCGUGCCAACACUCCAGGUCCCUGUGCCGUUAGCCAAGGCUGUCUCUGGCUCCUGCUGCCCGCACAGCUCGACACUUCCAGAAUGGUCGCACCGCAGCUCCAAUUACGGCACAUCACAAAAUGUGGAGGGCCAGCCUGGGGAGUCGGAGAGAUGA
Messenger RNA from Trichoderma virens Gv29-8, 363 nucleotides. RefSeq lists its product as uncharacterized. Lineage: Eukaryota; Fungi; Ascomycota; Sordariomycetes; Hypocreales; Hypocreaceae. The transcript is spliced from 2 exons. The record is from RefSeq and is a predicted model, not a curated record. The coding region runs from base 1 to 363 and encodes 120 amino acids.